Molecule: messenger RNA, 2675 nt
Organism: Conger conger (European conger)
Lineage: Eukaryota; Metazoa; Chordata; Actinopteri; Anguilliformes; Congridae
Product: four and a half LIM domains protein 3-like
Exons: 6
Coding region: 96-1040 (314 amino acids)
Biological process (GO): actin cytoskeleton organization
Cellular component (GO): nucleus; stress fiber; Z disc
Molecular function (GO): actin binding; transcription coregulator activity
Source: RefSeq, a predicted model, not a curated record
GUCGAAGGUUAGAGGGAAAGAGAAGAAAGCAGACGCCUUGUACGCGCAUUUGCCACUCGGAGUAGCGACCAGGCUUUGCACACCGCUGGGUUUGAAUGUCUGGAGACGGUGCGCGAAACGGGAAGGGCUGCUUUUCCAAAGAGGAGCUGGCUGAAGUGUCUGACGUUUCACCGGGGGCAGGAGCGGCGCAGCACAGCACCAUGAGCGAGAGGUUCGACUGCGACCACUGCAAGGAGUCGCUCUACGGACGCAAGUACAUCCAGUCCGAGGACAGCCCCUACUGCAUCCCCUGCUACGACAGCCUGUUCGCCAACACCUGCGACGAGUGCAAGGAGCUGAUUGGCCACGACUCCAGGGAGCUGUUCUACGAGGACCGGCACUACCACGAGCACUGCUUCCGCUGUUUCCGCUGCGACCGCUCUCUGGCGGACGAACCCUUCACCAGCCAGGAGGAGGCGCUGCUGUGCAACGACUGCUACUGCAACGAGUUCUCCUCCAAGUGCGUGGCCUGCGACAAGACCGUCAUGCCAGGCACACGGAAGUUGGAGUAUGGGGGCAACACGUGGCACGAGGCGUGCUUCAUCUGCCACAGCUGUGAGCAGCCAAUCGGCUCCAAGUCCUUCAUCCCGGACAAGGACGAGCACUACUGCGUGCCCUGCUACGAGAACAAGUUCGCCCCGCGCUGUACCCGCUGCAAACAGGUCCUGGCGAAAGGGGGCGUGACCUAUCGGGACGAGCCGUGGCACAAGGAGUGCUUCGUGUGCUCGGGCUGCAAGGUGCAGCUGGCCGGGCAGCACUUCACCUCCCGCGACGACAGCCCCUACUGCCUCAAGUGCUUCGGCAACCUCUACGCCAAGAAGUGUGAGGCCUGCAGCAAGCCCAUCACAGGUUUCGGCGGGGGGAAGUACAUCUCGUUCGAGGAGCGGCAGUGGCACCAGCCCUGCUUCACCUGCUCCAGGUGUUCUGUGUCCCUGGUGGGGGCCGGCUUCUUCCCCGACCGCGACCAGAUCCUCUGCCGCGACUGCAACGGCGGCCUAUAAGGAGCCACGACCCCAAGCCCCGCCUCUCCGGAGCCACGCCCCCCAAACCCCGCCCCCCGGAGCCACGGCCUCCUACAGCCUCAACACCAAAGAAGAAGAAAUACUAACACAGGCCUGCUUCACCAUUUCACUGGGGCUUACUGAGGUGUUUACACUCCUGACUGCACCAAAGAGAGAGAGAUUUCACUCCUAACACACCCCUACACACACAGAUAUGCACACACACACAUGCACACACAGAUACACACACACACACACACACACAUCCACAGUGCACUCUCAGAAAUAAUGGUACCAAAAAUUAAAGUGCCUAAAAUGGUACAGUAUUAAUGCUUGUUGCUGGGGCGGUACCCGAAAGGUACAUACAAUUUUACCACUAGCCAACAAUAUGUAAUACCUUUUUUGCUUUGGAAAAACUACUCAUUUGUACCCAAAGAGAACAUUACUGUACUUGCAGGGUCCAUUUCUCGCGUUCAGAAAAACGCACCGAGCAGCCUCCCCCCCCCUCCCCCCCCCCCCCCCCCCCCCCCCUUCAUCCUGUCUGUGCCGAGCGCCAGGGUUUCCCUUCAUCUACAAAGGGAACUACGGAAACAGCUGGGGGGGAAGGGGGCGGAGGCGGCCAUUUUGUGUCAAGCAGGACCCCCCCAAACUCACUGCCCCCACAUCAGCAGUCACUGCGUCAGCAUCAGCCCCAGUAGCGUUUCACCAAUGGCGGCACACACAGUGCGACCAGAUCCAUUAAAACUGCCCAACUGCACUCAAAAAUAAAGGUACGGAAAGUGCCUAAAAGAGGUACAAAUGCCUGUCGCUGUGGCAGUACCCUGUAGGUACAUAAAAUUGGACCAGCAAUGUAUAAUUAAAUUGUACCUUUUUGUUCAGAAAACAUACUCAAACAUACUCAUCGGUGAGAGCACUACUGCACUUCCAGGGUUUUGUUUGGAAGGCGUGAUCCUGGAGGAGCAGAAACGCACCUCCGCCGUGACGUUGUGUGAUCCGUGUCAGCACCCGCCGUGUCCAGGGAAUUUUGGGGAAAACCCCUCCCACUGAAUUUCAGAAACACACAAAAAAAUAAAAUUCUCUUUCAUCGACCACUGCUGUGAUAAGUCCCCUGGCGGGGCCGUUGUUCUGAACCGCUCUGCACAGAACGAGAUCUUCCGCUGCCUUUCGUCAAAAGUUACAUAAACACAAAUAUCCAAAUCCAGCUUUCAUGCACUCAUAUCUGUACGUUUCCAAAUAUCCAAAUAGCUACGACAUGGGAAAGGUUUUUUUUUCCAGGGACUCUGACCAAAGAGCUUUCAUUGUUUGGCCCAGUUCCUGAUGCAAACCCACCCCCGCUUUUUAUAUUUAUUUACCUCUCGUCACUCUGUUGUGUUUAAAAAACAAUAACAGCGUUUGAGAAACUCCAGGGCAGACUGCUGUCCGGGUCUUGGCCAGACACACUGAAAUGGUCGGUGCGCAGGCGAGAGAUUUGACCCAGCUCUCCCAGUCCACACAGGUGUGCCCUCAGUCAGCCGUGAGAAGUCAGCCAUUUUGUGACGGUUCCAGUCUGGAUUCUGCUCCAUUUCUAAGGCCCAGUGUCAAUGAUGACAGAGGGAGGACUGUAUGAAGAAUCAGCCUUAAGAAUUAUUAUUAUAC